UAGUUUGGUGAGAUGUGAUUUGUCAGGUUUGGCAGUGUUAGGUUUACAGGUAAUGUGGACAACAGCUAUUUUGUUGUAUUAUUUUAUAGUUUUUCUAAGGCUCACUUAUUUCAGUUUUUAAUAGCUUUAAUAAUUUGCUUAAAUUAUACUGUCUCUCUCAAUUAUAACGUUUCUAUGGAUUCUGCCAAAAAAAAUUGUCAUUAAGGAUUGAUAUUGAUCAACAAGGUUUAGACCUAAACAUUCCAUCACAGACUGAAACAGAUUGCAAUAAAGGUUUUUAUUAAAAAACAAACCAAUUGCGGGCCGCCACGAAUCAGUGAAGUCCGCGAACAGUGUAAGAAACUCAUUAAAAUCGAUUUUUAAUUAGUAAUUUUUGUAACCGAUCCUUAAAGGUUUUAUGGGGGUCCACGCACUAAAAACCUCACUAAAAACCCCAGAUAAACAUGCUUUAAGACAUUGGAUCGAAGUAUAUAGUAACUAAACUGAAUAUAGAUAUGUAAUAUGAUUUUCCUUUAUAGGGGAUACAUAUCUGAGACCAAAUAAGAUGUUUUUGGAGACUAGUCUAAAUAAUCCACCCUAAGCCCAGUUAUCAUCCAACAAAUUUGAUCUCAAUAAAACAUUCCGGAAGAAAAGGAGUUCGUCCCACUUCUGUAAAACACUGUAUUCAAUAGAUUAUAGUGUUCUUUUUAUAGCACUGCCUGCUAACUUGGCACCACGAGAAGAGGUACCACUUCCUGAUGUAAAGGCAUGGCUUUGGCAAAGCCUAUUAGAUGGGGGAAAGCAUAUGGGAUACGUAGCCUAUUACACCAAGAGUCUUUCUUCUUUCAAGGCGGCAAAAUCAAAGUUAGACGGUUUAGUUAGAUCAUUAAAAAGGAAAUAAUGUAGAAAGGCAAAUCUUUUUUUUUUUGAAACACAGAAAGACAAAUCUUUAAAAAGGAAAAAUAGCUUCUGUUAAAACAUUAUAAAAGGAGGUUACGGUAUUCUAUUUUGUUUCAUUCCCACCAUUCAUCACGCUUUCUAGAUAUCAAGAUUUGCUUCCAAAACUUUCUUUCUUGUUCAACUUCGGUAGAUAAUGGCGAUAAGAACAAGAAUCUUCAGCUUCGUGUUCGUGAUGAUGAUGAGCUUCACGGUUCUCUUGAGUUCCUGCUCGGCGAGGGUCUACAAAGUUGGAGAUUCCGAGGGAUGGACUGCCAAGGACGACGUCUACUACGCUUGGGCUGAAACCGACCAUAAGGAGUUCCAGGUGGGAGAUUCUCUCGUCUUCAAAUAUGAUCCCAUCAUCAACGACGUGACUCAUGUUUCUGGCUCUUUGGAAUACGAGUUCUGCGACUAUUCUUCUCCUAAAGCCGUCUACAACACAGGACACGAUGUUGUGACUCUCACAGAACCAGGUUUCCACUACUUCAUCACCUCCAACCAAGGUCAAUGCGUAUUGGGACAGAAGCUAGAAGUUCUUGUCAUCCAUGACCUCUCCAGUCCGGUUCCUCCACCAACACCACCUAGCAAGAUCCUUCCUGUCGGAAACACCUACAAGGUCGGAGACUCAAAAGGAUGGACCGUUUAUGAUAGUGACUUCUAUAGCAAGUGGAGUGAGGAGAAACAGUUUCAUGUUGGAGAUAGUCUUAUUUUCGAAUACGCCAAUGAAAUCAACGACGUCUAUGAGAUCAACGGAGAUCUAGAAUUCAUAACAUGCGACCCAACGUCUCCUGUAGAUGUGCACAAGACGGGGCACGAUCUUGUUAGGCUUACGGAACCGGGAGUUCAUUAUUUCAUAACCUCACAGUCUGGUUAUUGUGAAGCUGGGCUUAAACUUCGAGUCAUGGUGGGACCAAAACCCAAAGCUGUUACUUACCCUAAUUUUCCCAAGAAGGUGGUCUUGUCAGCUAUGGAACGCCUCAACAACUGGUUGAAUACUUUCAAACACCAGCCCCAUCAUUAAACCCAUUCGUUUGGAUUUGUUGUUUUCUUUCUCUAGUCUCGUUUGUUGUUUAGCAUCUUUAAUUAGUGCUUUUGUUUGAGAGUUCUUUUCUAUUACCAUCGUUGUAUAUUUUACUUGAUAUGAGCAGAAUAUUCAAUAAAAUUUCAUGUUUGCUCAAACAUAACUACAUGCCAAAGAAGUGUAUCACAAUAAACACCAGACCAAAUAUAUCCAAAAAGAUUCACUAAAAACGGCAUUAAGCUCAUCAAUACACAUAUUAGAUCUUAUAAACUUGAAACAACAUUAAGAUCAAAAACAACAUGAAUUAUUGCAUUGCGCGUUGUAGCUCCAUGCUGUAAGCUUAUAUGAUAUCUCCUUUUUAGCAAAUGUCUUUCUACGAAGGUGGAUUCUAAGUUAAUCUAAUUAAUAAAAUUAGGAAACUAACACAUAUAUUUAAAUGAAUGCGCCAUUAAAUGUUUUCUCAUAAACAAAUCCAAAGCUCUUUUGACAUAAACAUAGCAAACGAUUUAGCUAUCUAAAGAAACCGGAAAUUGGUUCAUAAACCGAACCAGUUAUUAGAUUAGUUAGGUGAUCUAAUCUAGUAUAUCUAUCUAUACUAUUAAAUGAGAAGGAGUCUUAAAAAUCUAAUUAAACAAGGUUGUUAGACCAUUUCAUUAGACUUAACUAUUUUUUUGUUCUUACCUUAUAUUUCUCUAACUAUAUAAAUACUUUAUAUAUUUAAAUGAACUCAUUUAUUAUUCACCCAUAAUCUAUUAUAUAAUUACUUUAACAAUAACUCCUCAUGAAUAUAUGACAGAUUAUUCAAACAUGUUUAUACAUGACGUGAUUAUUACCACAUAUAGUUCUAUUAAUAGUAUAAAAAUUUCAAUGGUUAAGUUAUUUUUAAUAUUGGUUGUAACGGAGAAUCCUCUAAUGUAUAACAAUUUUUUUUCAUUUUUAUGUGAAUUGGAAACUAAAAAUCUUAAUGUCAACAAUUCAACUAUGAAACAUUAAUUUAAUUAAUUACAUGAAAUCAAUUAUUAAGAUUUGAUCUUACAUUCUUAUAUAUGAACUAAAUGAUUAAUCUUAUCAUAAAAAAUAUCAAAUGGUUCUAAACAGGUUGGAGAUUUAAAUGGAAUUAGUAAAAAAGAUAUUGGUUUAAAUAUAACAUAUUUAUUUACUUUACAAAUUCUAACAAUGUAUAUGAUACGUUUUAUUGAAUUUUCACAAAUGUAAAAUAUCUUACGCUUUAAAUCGGGUAGUUUAGGUUGUUUGGAAAAAAAUAUAGGAUAAAUAGUUAACUAUUAAUUAUUUGAAUAAAAAUAUUCGAGUCAUUAAAUUUUUUUUUGCUUAAUUUAGUUUAUAAAUAGUAUUUUUAGGAUAUUUGGUUAUUUAGAAGUUAAAUAUAAUUAAUAUUUGUAGGAAUAUAAUUUCUAUUUUAAAAAUUUAAGUACUCAUUUGGUUCUCAGUUCGAUUUAUAUUUUUCGAUUCCAAAAAUAUAGGAUAUGUUCGGUUACUUAUAAAUUCAGAUUAAUUUUGUUUUGUUUUUUCAGUUUGAUACGGUUCAGUGCACCCAGUAAAUGUACACAAACCUAUAUAUUAUCUUUUAUAUAAAUUAUAUAAAAAGAAUUUAUUUAAUUUUAAAAAUAAACCCGCGUCUUCUAAGCGCGGAUCAAAAUCUAGUAUACUAUUAAAAGAGAAUUAUUCCAAAAAAUCUUCUUAAAAAGAUUGUUGCACCUAUUAGUAACUAAUUAUUUUCUUUGGUCUUACAUUAUAUUUCUCUAACUAUAUCAUAAUAAAUGUUUCUAUUUGUCUUUUAAUCUUAAUGGAUCCGAAAUCUAAUAUCAAAGCAAAUUAAUUGAAAUUGGGUAGUUAUGAUUUGUGCUCGGUUUGGUAUAAUUAAUUUACUUCCAAAAUUCAUAAAUGUAACUUUAAAAUAAUAAUUAAAACCUAUAAAUUAAAAUGUAUAACAUAAAUACAAUGAAUUUACCUAAUAUGACAAAUCAAAUAGUUUAUUUAGUUUUAUGUACUAAUGUAAAAUAUAUGAGAAGUCAAAUAAUUUUUUGAAAAAAUAUUAUCAUAUUUUUCUGGGUUUUGACCGGGUUAACCGGUGUCGGUUCACGGGUUAAUGACGAUUUUUUUUUGGUUUUAUCAGAUUUUUAAUUAAUAAAUUUCAUUAAAUCUGAAUUUUGCGAAAACAUAUCACUCGGUAAAACCUCUAAUAGAAUGCUAAAUGAAAAACAUAAGCACGUCUGGAUUAUAUACAGCCAUUGGGUUUACUGGCUUGACUGUGGGUCCAGAUCGGAUAUAAAAAUACUAUUUAUAUUUUGAAUAAAAAUAUUUAGAUAAUUUAUUUUUUGGGUAAUACGGUUUAUAGUGGUAUUCUAGGAUAUUUGGUUAUUUAAAAAUUAAAUAUAAUUAAUAUUUAUAGGUAAAUAAUUUGUAUUUUAAAAUUUUUGAUACCCUUUCAGUUUCCUGUUCGGUUUUAAUUUUUUGGUUCCAAAGAAUAGGAUAAGCUCGGUCAUUUAUGAAUUUUGAUUCAAUUUUGUUUUUAUUUUUCUCAGUUUGGUACGGUUUUGUUGCCCGUUUGCGGAUAAUUGUUCCUAGACUUAUACACUAUAUCUUAUAUAAAAAUUCAUUUAAAAAAAUUCUUUACGUCCGAAAAUAAAUUCGCGCUGUCAAAAUCUAGUUGAUAACAUUACAAAACUUAACACUUUUGUUUUAGGAUGUAACUGGUAACCAUAAUAAGAACACUACGAAUGGUUAAAAAAAAAAGAGUAAUAACAAAAUUUUAGGAAUGAUGAAGAAUGAUGAUUCUUUAUCAAAUUUUAACGAGGAAUAGUUUUGUUCUAUAAUUCUCUACAAACAAAACAAAGAGGAGGAAUAAAAAGAAAAAAAUAUUUAUCAUGAAUGGUAAAUGUUUGGGAACCUAGUGUUACUCUUUGUUCCUUUGCUCACCAUUCAAAACUUUAAUGUAAUUAAGAAGCAUCCAAGAAUACAUUAAUACGACCAGAGUUAGAAGACAAGAAAAAUGAAUGCACAAUUUAAUGUUUUCUUAGAAACAAAUCGAAACUCUUUGACCAAAUAUAUAGCAUAUCUAAAGAAAACCGGAAAUUGGUUCAUAAACCGAACCGGUUAUUAGAUAGUCAAGGUGAUCUAGUCAA
This is a messenger RNA of Brassica napus (rape), 5082 nucleotides long. RefSeq names its product early nodulin-55-2-like. Lineage: Eukaryota; Viridiplantae; Streptophyta; Magnoliopsida; Brassicales; Brassicaceae. The record is from RefSeq and is a predicted model, not a curated record. The transcript has a single exon. Gene Ontology annotation, cellular component: plasma membrane. Gene Ontology annotation, molecular function: electron transfer activity. The coding region runs from base 1073 to 1939 and encodes 288 amino acids.